AUGGCGGAAGGAAUGGAUGAAGUGGACUUCCUCACGGAGAAAGAUCUUCUUAGAAAAUAUGGAGAAGCAGGUUUGCAGACUGAGCUGCUGGAGCUAAUCCCUCCCUUAGUUUCGAGGGAGGACAACUUCAUGCUUGAGGAGCCUGUUUCACUGAAGGAAGUUAAGUCUACUAUUUUUGGGUUAGGUGGGGAGAAGGCACCAGGACCAGAUGGGUUUCAGGUGUUCUUUUUUCAGUUCUUUUGGGACGAGCUUGGUGAGGAAUUGCUAGCUAUGAGUGGUUUUACUCCUGGAAGGAAUAUUGUGGAUGGGGUGAUUGUGGCCCAUGAGGCUAUUCACAAGGCUAUGAAGGUCAAUGGCAGCCCUCAAGGCUUCUUUUCGACGUCUAGGGGUAUUCAGCAAGGGGAUCCAAUAUCCCCCUUUCUCUUUAUUUUGUUGGCUGAAGUUCUUGGACGGUCGAUUGCUCACAAGAGAGCUCAACGGUUGUGGAAGGGUAUUGAGAUUGCUCAAGGGGUGGACUCCACAACUCAUUCUCAGUUUGCUGAUGACACCUGUCUUUUUGGUGUGGCUUCUAUGCACAAGGCUUCGGUUAUAAAGAAAGUUCUGGACAAAUUUUCUUGGGCCACUGGUCAGGAAAUAAACUGGCUCAAAUCGAAGAUCUUUUUCUUCCAUAUGAAAUGUUGGUCUCAGAGAGCUAUUACUAGAUUGUUUGGGAUUAAGAUUAGACAACUGCCUAGUAAGUUCCUUGGAAUGCCGCUCUUUGCUGGAGUAGGUAAGAUGGACAUUUGGCAAGGGUUGCCAGAUGGCUAUAAAGCUAAGAUGGAGGGAUGGAAGAGUAAGUGGCUUUCUUUGGCUAGUCGCAUUCUAAUGCUGAAGUCAGUUGUAUUGGCCAUGCCAAUCUUCCCAAUGGAUAAAGUACCGCUCAUGGCAUGGGACAGAGUUUGUAUACCCAAAGGAGGGGGAGGGGUGGGGCUCCGUGAUUGGAGGCUUAUUAAUGAGGCCAUGGGGGCUAAUUUGAGAUGGAGUUGGAAGGAUCCUCGGGUUCUAAAUUUGGGGGCAGACGAGGAAAGAUAUCUGAGCAAGAUCUUGGAUAACCGUUAA
Cryptomeria japonica (Japanese cedar) is the source of this 1098-nucleotide messenger RNA. RefSeq lists its product as uncharacterized. Bases 1 to 1098 code for a protein of 365 amino acids. The record is from RefSeq and is a predicted model, not a curated record. NCBI's taxonomy places the organism in Eukaryota, Viridiplantae, Streptophyta, Pinopsida, Cupressales, Cupressaceae. The transcript is spliced from 6 exons.